UCUCUGAACAUUACUAACUUUAUGUCUAUCAAAUAAACAAAUUCGACCGAUUCUAACGAUUGUUAUUGCUAUCAGUGAUAAUUUGUUCUCAGUUGAGUACUUCUCAAAGAUGUCGGAAUUCUGCCGAUUAUGUCGAAUACAAAUACUUUCGCCAGGUACUGCCGUAACCAGCAAAUCGAUGAGACACAACAAACCGAUACAGGAGAUUAUCUACGAAUGUACACAGAUAAUGCUAGUCAAAGAUACAAGACUUCCACAAUUUCUAUGUGAUUCCUGUGCUAUACGGUUAGACGAGACGUAUGCGUUUAUAUUGCUGUGUCGAGAAUCAGAAGAACUGCUCUUGAAAGUGUUUCCACAACUAGCGCAACCUAAACCCCAAAUCGAUAUUUUAAGCAAUUCAUCAAGGUCAAUUGAACAGCAGAUGAGGGGACAACGAUUACCUUGUCAUCACGACACAUCACCCGUCAAGCUCGAACUCGUACCAGAAGUAUUGAACACCCCGAUGGAAUACUCAAAUUCUUUUGCUACUCUACCUGGCAUGGAAAAUGAAUCUCGGAAGGGAAAGAACAAAGACUGGAUCUCAGAGGCACGCAUCCACCGGGAACGUCAACGGUUAUCGACAGCCAAGCGUCGCGCUAAGAUGAGUGACGCACAAAGGGAAAAGGAACGGGAACGAGCGAGACUCCGACAGGCUCAGCGUCGCGCCAACCGUACUGAUGAGGAAAUUCGAGCACAACGAGAACGGGACAGAAUACGGCAGGCUAUGAAACGUGCUAAAUUUCGGGAGGUGGAAAUGAUGGAACAGCACUCCUUAAAUCACGGGUUGGGUUUGCUUGGGUUAAAUCAAAAAUAAAUCCGAUAUAGUGAAGUUGGA
This is a messenger RNA of Malaya genurostris, 874 nucleotides long. RefSeq lists its product as uncharacterized. Lineage: Eukaryota; Metazoa; Arthropoda; Insecta; Diptera; Culicidae. The coding region runs from base 110 to 853 and encodes 247 amino acids. The record is from RefSeq and is a predicted model, not a curated record. Gene Ontology annotation, molecular function: zinc ion binding. The transcript is spliced from 2 exons. Gene Ontology annotation, cellular component: nucleus.